Molecule: messenger RNA, 450 nt
Organism: Brenthis ino (lesser marbled fritillary)
Lineage: Eukaryota; Metazoa; Arthropoda; Insecta; Lepidoptera; Nymphalidae
Source: the annotation of a GenBank genome assembly
AUGCCUACGUAUGAACUAGCUAUGAUGUUACGGACCAUGCCAAAACCUGAAUUAAAAACAACUUUAACACGAAUCUCACAUGCUAUCUUUAACUACGGCGGGAUUAUAAGAAAUAUUGAAAAUCUUGGUUUUAGAGCGAUGCCGUAUAAGACAAGUGCUCAUGGUUUAGUACACAGAGAAGCCAAUUAUUUCGUUUUUAAAAUAGAUACAGCAACACAAUCGGUCGCUGAUUUAAGAGAGGAAUAUAGCAGAGAUGUCGACAUUAUUCGACAAAGAAUAUAUAAAGUUCAGGAAGAUGCUAAACAUGGAUGUAGUCUUGAAGAAGAACUUAAACCUCCGGCUUACCGGAAAGAAGUUAAAGAUAUGGUUGAAAUUGGAAAAACUCAAGUGAAUCGCUUUACAUACAAAUUUAAGUAUAACUCUGGUCUUGAUUAUUAUCCUUUCCAAAAG